CAAUGAAAGAAUCUCUCACAAAAACCGUCCCUCUUUCAUAAUGAUUCGUCUAAAGACCCUUCAAGAAGGAUUGUACAGUGCUUGACGUCGGCUGUAACACCUGUCCUUGACUACCACCUUUCUUUGGAAAGACUAUCACAAUGGUGUACACGAUCACAGUUCAUCUGCGGGCCAAAUCCGCCGACCCGGAAAUCAUCCAGAAGCUCAAGAACAAGCUCAUCGAAGCUUCACGGGUCUAUUCCAAAGAUAAAGAGACCCUCUCAUGGUUGGUUAUGCAAUCAGUCCACGAUCCCCGAGACUUUACGAUCGUGGAACGCUAUGAGCAAGAAAGCAGCCAGCAGUAUCACCUGAACAACCCCUACUGGAAGACAUUCGACCCCUACGUAAAGCCCUUGUUGGAGGGAGAAAUGGACCUGAGGAGAUUUGAGGAGCUCGACACCAGCAAGGACGUUGUCGUGGAGUGAAAUACAACCACAGAGUUUUCCUU
Molecule: messenger RNA, 487 nt
Organism: Exophiala viscosa
Lineage: Eukaryota; Fungi; Ascomycota; Eurotiomycetes; Chaetothyriales; Herpotrichiellaceae
Exons: 2
Coding region: 141-464 (107 amino acids)
Source: RefSeq, a predicted model, not a curated record